GCCGCCCGCCGGGAGCGGCGCGGGCUGAGCGCGGAGCGGAGCCCGGCGGGGCGCGGCGAGGAUGGGCUGGGAGCGCCGGCGGCAGCCGCCCUGCAGGAGAUGAAUUAAAAUGCAGCACACCACGUGCACAGAGGACAGGAUCUACCACGCACUGGAAAGAUGUUUACACGGGCUUAGCAGAGAUGCUGUCUCCAGUAGAUGGGCUGCUGGGCUGUGCCUGAACUGCUGGAGCCUGCAGGAGCUGGUGAGCCGGGACGCCAGCAACUACGUCAUCCUCGUGGAGAAGAUCCUCGGCAAGGCCAAAGAGGUGCAGGAGAAGUGCGACUACGACCUCGUAAUGCCCCUGGCUCUGCUCUUCUACUAUGCGGUCCUGUAUGCUCCCCAUUUCCCAUCGGGCUCUGACCUGCUUCUGAAAGCUGCCAGUGUGUACCACAGCUUCCUGACCUGGCCCGUGCCCUACUGUGACAUCUUCCGCAAGCUGCUCACCUUCAUCAGCAAUGAGCUUAAGGCUCCCGGGAUCUCUUUCCAGAGGCUGGUGAGGACAGAACAGGGGCUGCCCAUGAAGAACUACCAGAGCUCCACUGUGACGGUACUGCUGCUCAACCCCUCCGAGGUGCAGAGCGAGUUCCUCUCCAUCGCUGAGAAGCUGAGCUCCAGCGAGCACCCGCAGCACUCCACGCUCGUCGUGCUGCUCCAGCACCUCUACCAGGCCAACUUUGGCACCCACUGCGACCUGGACAGCCUGCACCACCUCCUGAAGUCCAAGACCCUGGAAGAGCUCUCAGAGAUCUAUGCUACUGCCACGGAUGCGCAGGAGGCUGCAGCUGCCAGCAGUGACCCUGUCCUGGCGCGGGAGCGGCUGCAGUCCGUGCUGCGGGACAUCGCCGGGGCCGCCUCCUUUCCUGCCAUCACGGGUGAGGCUCAGCCCCGCAAGCUCCACACCAUCCCUAUCCCUGCCGCUCGCUGCUACACUUACAGCUGGGAUCAGGAUAACUUUGAUAUCCUCAAUGAUGUCCUCAGCAAAGAGUGCAGCGUUGUUGAGCCCAUGGCGUCGGAGAACGAGGAGGAAGAUGAAGAGGAGGAGGUGGAAAUCGAUGGUGGUUCCCCUGAGCGUGACUCACUGCUUUCCCCCACCUGCACCAUUUCCAAAGACUCGGUGUACUCGGUGUUUUCGGAGGAGGGAUCGAAGCCCUCACGAGUGUCCCUCUUCACCACCUCCAAGGAGUCCAUCUCGGAGCUGACUGUGGUCUCCAGAAAGUCCCUCAAGUCAUUUGUGUCUAGUUUGAAGGACUGCAUGGACAGCGGGUACGCAGAGGACAGUGAUGAGAGCUCCCUGGAUACAGUGGGGAGGCCGGAGCUGAAGGCACAGAAGACCCACCACAAACAGAGGCACACGCUGACCAACAAGAUCUACAAACUGUUCAAGAGCAAAAGCCAGCUGGUCCUGAGGAGGGACCUGAGGGACUGCCCGGACACGGGCUCGCUCGCGCUGCCCCUGCGCCGUGCCGAGAGCCUGUGCACAUCCCACGGCAAGCACCGCGUCCCGGCGCGCUCCCGGCGCGCUCACUCGCUGCCGCAGCACGUCCUGAGCUCGCGGCUGCCGGCCCCGCUCGCCUCGUGGCACCUCAGCCUCCACCGACGGCCCUUCCUCAGCUGUGAGGAGGACACCAAGGUGUCCACGCUGCGCGUCGUGGUCUUCGGCUCUGACCGCAUCUCAGGGAAAGUGGCCCGAGCCUACAGCAACCUCAGGCUUAAGGAGAGCACCUGCCCCUUACUGACAAGGUACUUCAAGCUUCAGUUUUUCUACGUCCCUGUGAAGAGGAGCUGCUUGGCUCCAUCCACCCUGCUGAUGCAUCCCUCCCCAUCCCUGCGGGACCCACAGCUCCGAGCCUCAGCUCAGAUGGACCCCACCUUGGCUGGGAUGGAGGGCAGCACCAAUGACAUCUCCCACUACAUUGGCAUGUUGGACCCAUGGUACGAGCGUAACGUUCUUGGGCUGAUGAACCUGCCCAUGGACGUCCUGUGUCAGUCUGCCAAGCCAGAGGCUGAGCCCCAGGAGGACUCCCAGGAGCAGUUGCCCAUCCUGGCAGAUAUGAUCCUCUACUACUGCCGCUUUGCCACACGGCCUGUCCUGCUGCAGCUCUACCAGACAGAGCUCACCUUCAUCGGAGGAGAGAAGAUGACUGAAGUCUUCAUUCACUCCCUCGAGCUCGGCCACUCGGCGGCCACACGGGCCAUCAAGGCAUCAGGACCAGGCAGCAAAAGGCUGGGUAUAGAUGGAGAUAGAGAAGCAAUCCCACUAACACUACAGAUCGCCUACAGCAAGACAGCCGUCAGUGGAAGAAGUCACUGGAACGAUGUUGAGAAGGUCUGCACGUCUGUCAACCUCAGCAAAGCCUGCAAGAAGUAUGAAGAGCUAGGCUCAAAGACAGAGUGUCUCAACUUAACCAUGACAGAGGUGGUCAAAAGGCAAAACUCCAAAUCCAAGAAGAGUUUCAAUCAGAUCAGUGUGUCCCAGAUAAAAGUAGACAAAGUCCAGAUCAUUGGUGUCCAGUCCUCCUUUGCUGUGUGCCUGGACCAGGAUGAGCAGAAGAUCCUGCAGAGUGUAACCAGGUGUGAGAUCUCGGUGUGCUACAAACGCAGGGACAGUGAUCUCUUGGCACUGAGAAGAUCCCCUUUGCCCCACCAGGACCCCUCUGAGUUUCAUUCUCUCCUGUGUUUACCCAUUGCCACCUUCAGUGGAGCACUGCCAUAGAAGAACCCUGCAUUGUGUCAAACCAGACUCCCAUCCAACACCAAUAUCGGCUCAGGAGAAGGAAGCUGACUUUCCUCCUUUGGGCUGGAGACCCAGCGUCCUUGUUCAAGACAUCCUGCAGCCAAAGCAUUAGCGUGGUGCCUGAGCUGCUCCUGCUCUGGGCUCAGCCUGUCCUUGGGAAAUGGGAACAUUGGUAGUAUGCUCUGGUAUCUCUCAGGGUUCCUCAGUAAUGGGAGGAAAGUGGUUUCCUUGAGAUCCCCACCUGGUUCAGCAGAUAGCAACAGCUGGAUUGAGAGGGCAAGGCAAGGACAGGGGUGUUUUCCUACCAGCACAUGGUGCUGUGGCUGUACCUGACAGUGGCUGCCAGGCCAGUGUGAGCUGGGGGAGCCCAUGAUGGGGCAUUUUGGAAAACUAAUGUCCUUGGUUGGGUGGUGGUAGGUGGCCUUCGAGGCAUGUGGAGCUGCAGGUCACCCAACCAGUGUCCUGAUGGCGUUUCAUCUGCAUCAGGUUGAGGGAGCUCAGGACAGUCCUUUGAGGAUGGGGACAGGCUUUCCCAAGGGUUCCUUUAAAUUAUGAAGGCUGGAUGUCUCACAGAGGAACAAUGCAGAGCAGAGCAACCCAGCUGAGGCCCAGAAAGGCCCCAGCAUGGGUUGUAGACUGCUGUUUGUGUUCCAGUGAAUGGAGUGCAAUAGGCUAUACUGGGGUGUGGACACCUUGUCAUUUAUACAUGUACUUACUGUAAAUCCAGGCCCUGCAGGAGAUGAACUUCCAAUCUCUGCAGAAUUUCAGAGCUUACCCAUGAGAUGUACUCCCUGUUCAGCCCAUGUCCUUGCAUCGUGCUCUGCAGCACUGGAUGCUAAAGACAUCCCAGAAGCUGAAUCCUCAAUAGUUGCUUGAAAUAUGGCAGGAACCACGCUCACACUCAUAGGAGGGAGGAAAGUACCAGGGAAACCACUAGGAUUGCCUUAAUCUCACCUGAAGAGGCAGUUUCGCUAGAGAAGGACCCAGCACCAAACCCAAUAGUGACACUUGCAAGCGAUGGUAGGAUUUGAGAUCCCCUCCUUCCCCUGCAAAGAGGCUUUCCAGCCCUUUCCUUCUUUCUGCAAAGCUGUAGGUACAGAAAGGUGCAAUAACUGGGGGUAUUUAGAGGUAUUCUGACCCAAUGAGCAAAGAAAUGAGACUGGAAAAGUCUUGCCUGGUUUCUUAGCCCUCAAGCUGUUUCUCAGUUGUUUUUGGUGAUUGCACUAAUGAGAAUAGGCAGGAGAGCAUGCUGCCUGCUGUGGGCUAAAAGGAUCAUAAUGCUGAGGACAUGUGCUCCAUGCAAGUGUCUGGAAUGGAUCCCCAGUACUGCUGUGGGGCUGCAGAGCUCAGCCAUGGUGAGCCCACUGCCUCUGGGGACAGGUUCGUCUGGGUGCAGAAGCGAACAUCUUGGUUUAAGAAGGUGCUAGAUGGCUUUCUGGUGUCCUCAGCAGCUCUGGAUGCAGCUUCUGCCAGUGGCCAGAGAUGAGCAAAAAUGAGACAUGAACAUGCUCCCGAGGCCUCUGUGCUUCAUCCUUCUACUUGAAUAAACCAUCCCAAGGAUGGUGUUGCAUUGUGGACUCCAAGAAAAGACCCUUCUGCAGAAUGAAGCAUCACUUGAACAUAAGCAGAUGCUCUUGCUGCACUAUGAUGCAGAGCCAGCUUGGACUCCUGGCAGGGACCCACCUUCCUCAGCCACACACCGACUCCAGGAGCACCCAUCUUUUCCUGUGUGCAUGGAGCAGUGUCCGUCCCUUGCUCACAGCACAGGCUUGGCAGGGACACCAAGACACUGCCAGGUUGUGGUGGGCUGUCUCUUCUCUCACAGGCUGCCUAUGGGGCAGUGUGGGAGCACGCACUGAGGUCGCUGCUGUGCACUUCUAUACAUCAAGGUUUUAAGUCCAAUAAGCUCAAGGGAUCAGAAACAGAUUUUAAUAGCUCUUUCCAUGCUCUUGGAAGAAGUUUUCUCACUGACUUUUCAUUUCCUGAACGGGUUCCUGUGCAUCUUCUCAACCGGGGCUGAGAUUUGACAGCUGGGGUUUUAUUGUUUAAUACUUUAAAAUAGCACCUUAUCCUGUCAAAACCUUGCUAUUUGUGAUCUCGAGAUCCGUGGCUAAAUAUAUUGGUGCCGCUGUUAAUGAUGUGAACCUCUUGGGUUUCAGCUCGCCCCACAGAAAUGCCAGAGGAGAGAAUUUCCAUCUCAGAGACAAAAACAAACACAAACUCUAGGGACUUAUAAUCCCGGUUCAAGCUUUGACCUCUGAUGCAUUCUGGAAAUGAAAGAAGUUUGAGGUUGUUUCAGGUCAUCUUUGUACACACAUGCAGUCUCACCAAAUCUCUGUGAUGUCUGUGCUGAGCUGUAAAAUACUGUUCAAAGAACUUUUAAAGUAAUUGUAAAAUAUUAAAUGUUGAUUUAUUUCGGGUACAA
Strigops habroptila (Kakapo) is the source of this 5201-nucleotide messenger RNA. It is a transcript of the gene PIK3R5, whose product is annotated as phosphoinositide-3-kinase regulatory subunit 5. The record is from RefSeq and is a predicted model, not a curated record. Lineage: Eukaryota; Metazoa; Chordata; Aves; Psittaciformes; Psittacidae. Gene Ontology annotation, molecular function: 1-phosphatidylinositol-3-kinase regulator activity. The transcript has 19 exons. Gene Ontology annotation, cellular component: phosphatidylinositol 3-kinase complex, class IB. The coding region runs from base 110 to 2755 and encodes 881 amino acids. Gene Ontology annotation, biological process: G protein-coupled receptor signaling pathway; positive regulation of MAP kinase activity.